UUGGAAAGCUGCAUACUUCCGGUGUUUCGCUGUUUGACACUUGAAGCUUGCAGUGGGCAUGCUCGUGUUUCGUCACACACUGAGACUGCGUUUGUACUGUAUCAUGAUCAUUAGAACAGUAAAACACCCGCUGCCUGCAUGCCGCCUGCCAUGCGCCUACCCCGUUAGACACUUCCAGUCGCACGCUGUCCAUUUGACACUCAGCUUCUCACCGCCUUCACCGUGCCCGCAUCUUUUGCAUCCCGUCAUAAAUAGCCUGGGCUUCUGCAUUCGUCACACAUAGCGACUGUCUACACCAUAUUCCUAGCUGUCGUAGUCAUGGCGCCUGGCAAGACAGCGCCACGGCUGCUCCAGGACCUUCUCACAUAUGAUCCGCACCGCGAAGACCGCGCAGGUCGCAACCUCUUGACCAGCGCCCCGCCCGAGCACACUCCGAAUCGAAACGGCAUCCCCGCAGUCCCUCGAGGGAACUGCAGACACGCGCUUGUGAAGAAGGAGGAGCAGUCCUUCCUGCCAGCGCCCGGCAACGAAGACAGUCUGGUGCACAAGGUCGCGUCUUACUGUACGCAAUGUCGCUGGCACAUCGACGUCAUUGUCUCCGUCAAAGAUCAAGCAGGCCGGCAAGCUUCCUGUGGGAGCCAGAACACGGAAUACCCGCUACACCACUUCGUCUUCGAUAGCGAUGGCAAGGGCGAGAGCAACGGGAUUGGCAGUCAGCAAGCUCCCCGGUCGUUCGGCUUCCAUUGCACAUCGCCCAAAUGCUCAACCUUGGUGCAAAUAGACCUCAAGCCGCCGCGCUUCACGGAGCACGACCAGCAGCUUAUGAUGAACAAGGCACAGCUGAGGAAGAGACAUCAGGAUGCCCAAGUGCUAAUAGGGCAGCGCGAGGGCGAAACCAUGGCACGACCUGUGGACGGGCCUGACUUCCUCGACACAUUCCUCAGAGACUCUCUUAACCCUGUCCCAGGUAAGACCCAAGUGCCUUUGAUGAACAGGAAAUUUGCAAAAACCUUCUGGAGAGACUGCGACUCGAUCUUGAAGAAAUUAGGCUUCCAAUACGUCGUCGAGGAAAGCGAGGAUGCGGAUGAGGGCAAGGUUGAAAAAUGGUGCCUUCCCAAGCCUGAAGCACAACAGGAUCCUUUCGAGCCGAAUUUGCGAACCAUCAUCGAUGACGCUCGGUUUGAGCUUAACAGCAUGAUUCAGGCCAUACCUGAGCCCGAACGUCUGAAAAUCAGACAGCAGCCGAUGUACCCUGUUCCUUCACAAGGCGACAUCGAGAGGAUUUUGGCUUGUCACGACUAUGACAAGGUUCCUGGGCGAACGCGCAGUACGAGCUCCACUGAGGAAGACCAUCCAAAUUAUGCCAGCCUUGGCGCGGUUGGAGAUUUUGUGGACCCACUCAUACGUUUUGCUUACAGGCGGCAGAGCGCCGUCGAUACGCCCAACGCGCCUUAUUACCUUGAAUGCUUCCAGGAGAUUGCCAUUGGGCGAAACAGCAAUAUGCUACAGUAUGAAGUCGCCAUGCUCGCUUCUCAAGAUGUUCCCAACAGACGCGAUUUGGAGAGUGCAUAUCGGUCCAUUGGGUUGGAUCCAGCUCACGGAACUACACUCAGCGACCAGUUCAUCAUCGACCAAGCUAGAUCUCGCCUACCUGACAUCUCCCCACCGCAGCGUCAAGAGUUGCGCAGAAAUCUACGGAUCAUCGGUGUUGCGCGCGACAGCGAAUCGAUCAAACGAGAAGCUAGCGAAUCGAUCGACACCUACGACGAGGCUCUAUCUUGGCUUGACCUCGAUCAAUCCCAACCUGACGACUUCAUUCGGACCAUGUUCACCAUCAAAACGAACGACGAUCCUUCGUGCAUUGAGUCUGCGCGAAAAGCAGUAUCCGUCAUCGCCGAACAUCGAAACAGCGACCGACUUCGACAAUUUCUGCACAAAGGAACGAUGCCUGAGGAAGAAAUGGGUCUGAGCGAAGCCUACGCGUUAUUCGACAUCUCAGCAAUGGACGACAGGAAGAAUGUCGACCUUUCCGUCCUACAGAGCAUGAUGGUCGUCGCACCGCCUAACGACGUCGCCAAGCUCGAGAAAGCAUUCGCCCUGGUUCAACACGACCAAGCUCAGAACUACGACAACAAGGACGAACAGCCCAAGGGGCCAGGCUCACGCGUGAACGACUUCCCCUUGGAGACUUGGCCUGUAGGCUGCCGCAACAACGGCAACACCUGCUAUCUGAACAGUGUCCUCCAGUUCCUGUUUACUAUCACGCCCUUACGCCAACUGGUUCUCAACUUCGAAGAGUACGAACAAGAUCCUUCACCAGAAGCGCUGAAGAACAAGAAAGUUGGUCGUGCCAUCGUCAUGCCGGAACGAGUGGUUACUGCUCAGAAGUUUGUGCGCGAGCUACAAAGCUUGUUCCAGGAGAUGAUCCGAGCACCCACAGACAACAUCCUGCCUACGAAGUAUCUUGCUGAACUAGCGUUAUGCAAGACGGACAGUCCAGAAGUUGAAGAAAAAUCCCCUGAUGCCGGAAGUCUGGCCAAGAAUGAGAUACCGAAUGGCACCGAGACCGCCUUGAUCGAAGCGAGCAAAGCAGUCGUUCCUGCCGCCGAUACGGUCAUGCGCGAAGACAACGACGCUAAUGAUGGUGAGGCAGAAGGUGACGGCUCUGCUCGAGCUGUGGACAGAUUGCCUGAAUCAAACGACAAGCCCCCACCUCCAACUCGACCACCUCCCAUCCCCCCUCGACCCAAAGCACAAGAACAGCAAAAGUCCAAGGACGACCACAUUGCCGAAAGUGCUAGACAGCAGGAUGCUGCCGAGGUCAUGGGAAACAUCAUGGACCUGAUCUCAUGUGCAAUCAAGCCAGACUCGAUCAUGCGUGAUGGCGAGCAGGCGGAUCUUAUCAAGGACCUCUUCUUCAGCGACGUAACAAUCGUACGGAAUACGAGGGACAAUGUCGAGAAGACAAAAGAGCUCAGGAACCACCACUUGAUCUCAGCAGGUGGGCGCGACCGUCACCUCUACGCAGCCCUCGACGAUGACUUCGGACUCAGUGAGCUUGAAGGCGGAGAGACCAAGUUUGAGUACAUUGAGCAGCCUGCCCCUUUCCAGAUUGUCAAUGUGCGCCGACUCCAAUUUAACAGAGAGAAGAAGCAACAGGUCCGCGAUACAGCUCAGCUCAGCCUGGACGACGUUCUCUACCUGGACAGAUACCUUGAGGCGACUAAGAGGCUACCUGGUGGUGAACUCCUACAAUUACGUCAAGCACAGUGGGCAAAGCAGCAAGAGCUCCAGCGCCUGGCAGCAAGAUGCAAAGUUCUACAGGUUACCGAGGUUCCAGACAUGGAUCUUGCCGAUGCUGUGGAGGAGACAGCAGCGUUCACAGAGGAUUUCUUCAAAGCUGUGGAGGAGCAGAUGUUUGACUCGUUGCCAACACCACCACCUGAAGAACUUCCGGCCAACUUGCAUGAACGAGCGACAGCUCUAAAGUCGGAGCUUGAAGAGAUCAAGACCUCCAUGAGCCAACUCGAGUCGGAAAUCGAUACCGUGUUCAGAGAGUACCGUGAUCACGGCUACCGUUUGCACGCCAUUUUCGUCCAUCGAGGUGGGACCGGCUCGGGUCAUUACUUGAUCUAUAUCAAAGACUUCCAAAAUAACACCUGGCGCGAGUAUAACGAUGAGACCGUGAAGCCGUACGCUGAGGAGGAUAUCUUCAAGAUCGGCCCCGGCGCUCUGGCUGCCGGCAGCACAGGCAUCGUAUUUGUUAGAGAGGAUCAUGCCGAGCGCAUGACCCAAGCAGUCGUUCGAGAGCCAUAUAUGACCAUGGCGGAGACUAUUACGACUGAGAGGGAACAUCAAGAUGUGGAGAUGACUGAUUUGCCUGCAUCGAAGAUCGAGUACGACAACGUUGAGGUCAUCGAAGGAUUGGAGAAGUCGUGAGCUUGUCCCUACACAAAGGGGCCAUGCCUUCUCUAUCGCUUUGCUAACUUAGAUGCUUCAGAGCUGAAACAGUCGAUGCGAUAGCCCGAGGAUCUUUGUCUUCGGUCGAGCAUCAACCGGCUAUAGCGCAGGAGAUGCGUGGCAGGAGUUCGAAGCGAAGCUGCUCUCGCACUGGGUCUCCGCCAAAGCGAGAGAGACUGGCUGAUCCAAUGAUGACCCCGUUUGCGGAUUGAACAACUGGUUCGGUGCGAGGAGUGCAGACACGGUCUGGCGUUCAUGGAGGUAUCUUCAGCGGCAUAGCAAGCGGCAUUCGUACUCACUUUUACGAUGAGAUGUCCUUUGGUCUACGGAUAUAUAGACUAUUUCGAACCAGAUCCUGUCAUCGGGUGAUUGAUUUCAGCCAUCCAGAG
Molecule: messenger RNA, 4349 nt
Organism: Didymella exigua CBS 183.55
Lineage: Eukaryota; Fungi; Ascomycota; Dothideomycetes; Pleosporales; Didymellaceae
Product: cysteine proteinase
Exons: 5
Coding region: 319-3939 (1206 amino acids)
Biological process (GO): protein deubiquitination; proteasome-mediated ubiquitin-dependent protein catabolic process; regulation of proteasomal protein catabolic process
Molecular function (GO): proteasome binding; cysteine-type deubiquitinase activity
Source: RefSeq, a predicted model, not a curated record